This is a messenger RNA of Meloidogyne enterolobii, 8980 nucleotides long. NCBI's taxonomy places the organism in Eukaryota, Metazoa, Nematoda, Chromadorea, Rhabditida, Meloidogynidae. The record is from the annotation of a GenBank genome assembly.
UUUUGGAAAAAAACAUUCUUUUAUUUUACAACAUUAGAGUGUUCUCAUAACAACUUUUUUUAUUUUUUACUUUUCACAAUAUUCCCGUUAAAUCUCCCCUCCCUCCUUGUAUUCGGAGAUCGCCUAAAAUUGAUAAAAAUAAAUAAUUUUUUUCUACAAGAAAAAAAGUGAAGUAAAGGACAUAUCCAAACUUUGAUUUAAUUACAACACAAAAAAAACACAGAAAUUUUUAACUGGGAAAAAGUGAUUAAUAUUAAAACAACUACCCAACUAUUUAAUUAAUUAAUUUUAUUUUUAUUUCUCCGCCUAUUUUUUUUAUUUUUAUUUAAAAAUAAAAAUAUAUCGGGAUGAACAAUCUAAAUAAUAAUUUGUUGAAAGAAGAAGAAAAAGAAAUUUCUUCAAAUAAAAAGCAGCGUUCAUCCUCCUCCGCGCAACAACAACAACAAAAUGUUGGAGAAGAAUUUAGUAGUGCUAGCGAUAGUUGGGAACAUGUUUCGUCUGGGGCUUCUGGAGGAUCAAACGAUUUAAUAAUGCCAAGUGGAACAGAUGACAAUAGUGCAGGACCUGCUUCGGAUACAGGCAAUCCUCAACGUCCUUUUUGGCGUGAUCAGGAAGAAAUUGUUAUUAGUGGUGUUAGUGGCCGAUUUCCGAGAAGUGAUGAUAUGGAGCAAUUUGGCGAUUUACUUUUGGCUGGCCUUUAUGGACUUCCAAAACGUCACGGAAAACUCAAAGAAUUAAAUAAAUUUGAUGCUCAGUUUUUUAGUGUUACACCAAAACAGGCAAAUUAUAUGGACCCACAAGUGAGAAUAUUGUUGGAAGUGGCUUUUGAAGCAAUGUUGGAUGCUGGCGUAAACCCCGUCGAACUUCGUGGCUCCCGUACUGGAGUAUUCGUUGGCUGUUCAGCCUCAGAAACUGGCGGUGCCUUAACACAAGAUCCAGAUAUCGUAACAGGAUAUACCUUAACUGGUUGUGUCCGUUCAAUGUUUUCAAAUCGACUAUCUUUUGCUUUCGACCUUCGUGGACCUUCUUUUUCUGUUGAUACUGCUUGUUCUUCUUCUCUUUUGGCUAUGCAGUUAGCUAUUGAUGCUAUUAGACAGGAACAAUGUGACGCUGCUAUUGUUGCUGGUGCUCAUCUAACAUUAACACCUACAGCAGCUUUACAAUUCCUCAAAUUAGGAAUGUUAAGUCCAGCAGGUUCAUGCCGUUCUUUUGACCAAUCUGGAGAUGGUUAUUGCCGAACUGAAGGAAUUGCAGCUAUUUUAAUUCAACGCCGCUCUGUUGCAAAAAGAAUUUAUGCUAGUGUUGUGCAUUCUAAAAGCAAUACUGAUGGAUACAAAGAACAAGGAAUUACUUUCCCUGGAGGGGAUAGACAAGCAGUUUUGUUGGAAGAAGUUUAUCGUGAGGCUGAAUUGGAUCCUUCUACCGUCGCUUAUGUGGAAACUCACGGAACUGGAACUAAAGUUGGAGAUCCACAAGAGGCUUAUGCUAUUACACAAACAUUUUGUCAGAACAGAACAUCUCCGUUGUUGAUAGGCUCAGUUAAAUCAAACAUGGGACACGCUGAACCAGCUUCUGGCCUCUGCUCUUUAGCUAAAAUAAUUAUCGCAAUCCACAGAAAUGUUAUUCCACCAAAUUUGCAUUUUAACGAGCCAAACGAAUAUAUUGAAGGAUUAAAAGACGGUUCAUUAAAAGUUGUAACAGAAAAAACAAUUUUCCCUUCUGGUUCAUUUAUUGGAGUUAAUUCUUUUGGUUUUGGUGGUUCAAAUACUCAUUUAAUAUUAAAAGCUCCACAACUCACAAAAUGUGAAGAAACGCCUGCAGAACAACUCAAAUUCCCUAGACUGUUAUUUUAUGCUGGUAGAACAAAAGAAGCGUUGGAAAAUAUUUUUGUACGAAUAAAAGAUGAGCAUAGCAAAAAUAGCUUUCUUCAUCAAUUUAUUGCUGCACAGGCUGACCUUCCAUCCAAAGACGCUCCAUUUCGUGGAUGGAUAAUUCUCGAUAAUAAAGAAGAAAAAUUAAAAGAAGAAAAAACAGCAACAGAAACAACACCAACAUGGAAACAAAAUCCAUUUAAUGUCCAAAAAGUAGCAAUAACAGAGCCUAGACCAAUAUGGUUUAUUUAUUCUGGAAUGGGAAGUCAAUGGCCUGGAAUGGGACAAAAAUUGAUGGAAAUACCUUUAUUUGAUAAUUCGUUAAAAGAAUCGUCAGAAACUUUGAAGGAAUUUGGAUUAGAUGUUUAUGGAAUGCUGAAAAAUAGUGACCCUGAGCAAUACAAAAAUACGCUAAAUUGUAUGUUGGCUAUCACUUCUAUACAGAUAGCCCUAACCGAUUUACUCUAUGCUAUCGACAUUCAACCAGAUGGCAUCUUGGGCCAUUCCACGGGAGAAAUGGGUUGUGGUUAUGCAGAUGGAGCACUUACAAGAGCACAAACAAUGCGUUUGGCUUAUUACAGAGGAGCUACAAUAAUGGCUAAACGAGAAAAAAUGCGAGGAGCAAUGGCAGCUGUUGGUUUGAGUUGGGAAGAGGCACAAAAAAGAUGUCCUGAAGGUGUUGUCCCAGCUUGCCAUAAUGGUGCUGAUUCUGUUACAAUUUCUGGAGAUGCUGAAAAGAUUGCUGAAUUUUGUGCUCAAUUACAAAAAGAAGAAAUUUUCGCCAAACAAGUAGAUUCAUCAGGAAUUCCAUUCCAUUCACCAGUAAUGCAAUUAGUACGUGAAGAAAUGUUGACAUCAAUGCGUUCUGUUGUGCCCGAACCAAAACCUCGUUCAUUAAAAUGGAUUAGCUCGUCAAUUCCAGAAAGUCAAUGGGAUGAAGAUUUAGCUCUUCAUUGUUCUGCCGAUUAUCAUGUAAAUAAUGCCUGUUCUCCAGUACUUUUUUAUGAAGCUUUACAAAAAAUUCCACCAAAUGCUAUAACGAUUGAAAUUGCUCCACAUGCAUUAAUGCAAGCAAUUUUACGUCGUUCUUUACAAAAAACGUGUGUUAAUGUUGGAUUAAUGAACAGUAAAGCUGAAGAAGAAUUACCAGCAUUCCUUCAAAAUUUGGGAAAAAUUUAUCAAGCUGGAGCAUCUGUGCAUGUUGAAAAACUUUAUCCACAAGUGCCAAUGCCUGUACCGUUGGAUACUCCAAUGAUUAGUCCUUGGUGGAAAUGGGAUCACAGUCAAGAUUGGCCUGUAAUUGACGGCAGAUUGGCAGGUAGCGGUGGAAGCGGUGCUGUACCAGCCAGUGCUUCUUAUACAAUUGACCCAUUCUCUGCUGAUUCGAAAGAAACAUUCUUGCUAGAUCACGUUAUUGAUGGCCGUGUAUUAUAUCCAUUUACUGGUUAUAUGAUAUUAGCCUGGAAAACUUUGUGUAAACUAAAAGGCCUCGAUCAUCUCAAAACUGCAGUAAUAUUUGAGGACAUAAAUGUUUACAAUGCAACAAUAUUAUCAAAACCAAUACGUUUGGAUGUUGUAAUAAGCCCAGGACAUGGACAAUUUGAAAUUUUGGAAGGAGAUCAAUUAGCCUCAAGUGGAAGAAUUUACAUUCCAGACGAAAAACAAGAAUUUUACUACAACAAUUUAAAAGAUAUUAAAACAUCUGAAAUUGCUGAUAGAACAGAAUUGGAUACUGACGAUGCUUACAAAGAAUUUUUACUUCGAGGUUAUGAAUAUGGACAGGCUUUUAGAGGAAUUUAUCGUGCUUGUAAUAGCGGUGAACGUGGUACUCUUUAUUGGACUGGGAAUUGGGUAACCUUUUUGGAUUCUUUGCUCCAAACUGCUUUGCUUGCUGAACGUGCAGAUACUUUACGACUUCCUACUCGUGUGAGAUAUCUUCGAAUUGAUCCUGUUCGACAUUUGGAAUGUAUUGAAGAGAAAGAUGGAAUCCAAGUAGUUCAAUUACGAAAUGAUAUUCCCACAAAUGGAUGUAUUGCUGGAGGUGUGGAAUGUUGUGAAUUAACAGCGUAUACCAUACAACGAAGACCACAACCUUCAGGACAAUUAUUUUUAGAAAAACUGUAUUUUGUUAAACAUUUGGAUGACAAUGCAUUAAAUGAUUUUCCAAAAGAAAAAGAAAUUUUGAAUGAAUAUCGUCAAUUACUUCAUUCAACAUUAUUUAAUGGUUUAAGUAAAUGGAAUGAAUUUGGGUUGUUUAAUAAAAUUACAAAUGGCGAACAAUUUGGAAGGGCUUUGGAAAUGCUUAAAAAUCGACAUACUCAAAUUGAAAUAGAAGAGGAAAUUCGAAAUAAAUUUAUUGAGGAUUCAAAGUGUACACUAAUAAAUGCUUUUGUUGAACUUUUUGCAACAGAUUUGAAUGAAUUUGCAGACAAUACUUUAGGAUUUGAGCAAACUGUAGUUAAAAAAAUGACAAAUAUUUACAAAGCUUUGGAUAAUGAUCGUUAUUGGGCACAUUGUUUAUUGAAUGAUAGAUUUACAAAAACUGCACAGGACGUUUGUUUUGAAAAUACUGCUGGCCAUCGUAAAAAGACUUGUUCUAUUGAGAUUACCUCUACUGAUGUUCUCAAACAUUGCAUUAAUGCAAGUCUCUCUCACCCAUUAUUAGAAAUUGAAUGGACUUGUAUAGGCCCAAAUGUUGAUAAUUUGGAUGAAACAACUCUUCAACAAUUAAGUGCUUCUAAAUUUCAAAUUGAUUUGGAGGCUGGCGAAGAUGGAAAAGAAUUAAAAUUGCCUCAAGAAUGUCGUCAAUUUGAUUUUCUCUUCCUCAAUAGAGUACUUUGGCGUAAAUCACAUCCAGUUCAAUUCCUUCAACGUUGCUCCCAAUUAUUGAAAGAUAAUGGAUUAAUUAUAAUUAAUGAACUUACAAAGGAUUAUGAAAUUGCUCUUCUCUGUGAUGCUCUCCAAGGCGUUGAUUUUGGUAAAGUAGAAGGAAAUUCAUAUCAACGCAUUUAUGGUGUUUACCUUGAUCGUGAUACACUUGAAAAAGUUUUUAGUGAAGCAGGAUUUCGUGUUUGUGUUAGACAGACUGACCCAAAUGUCCCAACAACAACUUUUGUACUUCGUAAAAUACCCCAACAACCAAGGGAUCCAGUAAUUGUUGAUGUAGAUGAUAUUCAAGAAUUUACAUGGAUUGAAAAACUCAAAAAAGUGAUUGAAGAACGUUUAAAUGAACCUGACUAUAAAACUGUUUGGAUGACAAGUACAAGAGUCCGAAACAACGGGACUUUAGGCCUUUCUCUCUGUUUUGUAGAAGAAAAUUUAAAAUACAAUCGGUUCCGCAACCUUGUCGAUAUUAGCCUUCGUCCAGAAAAUCGAAAUGGUCCUCCUUGUAUUGAUAUGGAAAGUGAAGAAGUUAAAGAAAUUUUGGAAGCUGAUUUGCAUGCAAAUAAUUAUAGAGAUGGGAAUUGGGGUUCUGUUAGGCAUAUGGUUGUUAAAGAAGAAGAAGCCCACAGCUACAAAGAAGUUGAACAUGCAUUUAUCAACACUCUAGUUCGCGCUGAUGUCUCAAGUUUAACUUGGGUAGAAAGCGGCAAUCAAUAUUUCAAUGAAAUGCAAGCAUAUUUACCUGAUCAUCAAAAACAACAACUCGUUUUAUGUUCUGUUUACUAUGCUGCUCUAAACUUUCGUGACGUUAUGUUGGCAUAUGGACGUCUUCCACCUGAUGCUAUACCUGGACAAUUUGCUGAUCGUGAAUGCCUUUUAGGAAUGGAAUUUGCUGGUCGUUUACAAAAUGGAAAAAGAGUUAUGGGAAUUUUGCCAGCUCAAGCUUUGGCAACUUCUGUUGCUUGUCAUAACGAUUUCUUUUGGGAAGUGCCAGAAGAAUGGUCCCUUCAAGAUGCUGCUACUGUACCUGUUGCUUUUGCAACUGCUUAUUAUGCACUGGUUAUGCGUGGAAGAAUUUCUAAAGGAGACAAGGUGCUUAUUCACAGUGGUACAGGAGGUGUUGGACAAGCAGCAAUUCGAAUAGCAUUAGAAUAUGGCUGUGAAGUAUUUACAACAGUUAGCAAUAAAGAUAAACGUGAAUUUCUUCAACAACGUUUUCCUCAAUUAAAAGAUCAUCACUUUGCAAAUUCUCGAACAACAGAUUUUGAACAACAUAUACGAAGACAAACAUUUGGUAGAGGUGUCGAUGUUGUAUUAAAUUCUUUGGCACAUGAAAUGUUGAGAGCAUCAUUACGUUGUUUGGCACAACAUGGGCGUUUUCUCGAAAUUGGGAAAGUUGAUUUGUCGCAAAAUUCUUCUUUGGGAAUGUCUCUAUUUUUGAAGAAUGUUACUUUUCAUGGAAUUCUUCUUGAUGCAAUAAUGGAUCAAUCUGUUGGACGUAAAUCAGAAUGGCAAGAAUGUGCAAAACUUUUUGAAGAUGGAAUACGUAAAGGUGUUGUACAACCUAUUAGUUCGACUGUUUUUGCUUCUGAUAAGUGUGAAGAAGCUUUCAGAUACAUGUCUGCUGGAAAACAUAAAGGAAAAGUUUUAAUUCAAAUUCGUGAAGAAGAAGAAAAUCGUUUGGCAUUACCUUCAAAAAUGUUUGUACGUGCAGUUUGUCGAACAUUAUGUAAUCCACAAUAUGUUUAUUUAAUUACUGGUGGAUUAGGAGGUUUUGGGUUAGAAUUGGCUCAAUGGUUAAUAAAUAGAGGAGCUAGAAAAUUAGUUUUAACAUCAAGAAAGGGAAUUAAAACUGGUUAUCAAGCAAGAUGUGUACAUUUUUGGAGAAGAAUGCAUGUUCAAAUUUUGGUUUCUACACAAGAUAUUGUUCAUAAAGAGGAUGCUCACGAACUUAUUCGUGAAUGUGAAGUUUUGGGACCUAUAGGAGGAGUUUUUCAUUUGGCAAUGGUUUUGCGUGACUGUCUUUUUGAAAACCAAACUGUCGAAAAUUUUAAAGAUGCUGCUCAAGCAAAAUAUUUUGGAACAAUGAAUUUAGAUGAAGCAACAAGAAAAUGUACAAAUUUGCGUUGGUUUGUAGUUUUUUCAAGUAUAACAUCUGGUAGAGGAAAUGCUGGACAAACAAAUUAUGGAUGGUCAAAUUCUACAAUGGAAAGAAUUAUUGAACAAAGACGUUUUGAUGGUUUUCCAGGAAUUGCAAUACAAUGGGGAGCUAUUGGGGAUGUUGGUGUAAUUCUUGAACAUAUGGGUGAUAAUAAUACUGUUGUUGGUGGAACUUUGCCUCAACGAAUUCCAAGUUGUCUUUCUUCAUUGGAUCUCUUUUUAGCUUGGAAUCAUCCAAUUGUUUCGAGUUAUAUCAAAGCAGACACUAGCGGCAAAAAACAACAAUCCGGCGGUAAUUUACUCCAAACAAUAUCUCACAUUCUUGGAGUUAACGACAUUUCUCAAUUAAAUCCUGAUGCAAAUUUGGGUGAUCUCGGUUUAGAUUCUUUAAUGGGUGUUGAAAUUAAACAAGCGUUAGAAAGAGAUUAUGACAUAACUUUGUCAAUGAAGGAAAUUCGAACCUUAACAUUAAAUAAAUUAAUGAAAAUGGCUGAAGGUGGAGGAAGUGGUGCUGCUGGAAGUGCUGCAUUACAAGGAGAUGGAGAACUACAAUUUAGACGUGAUGGGGAACAAUUGGCUUUGGAAAGUUCUGUUAAAGUUUUGGAAGAACAAUUGGGAGCAUUAUUCAAAUUGAGGGUAGAUGUUAAUGAUUUGGAUCCAGUUGAUAUUGUUGUUAAAUGCAAUAAAGUUGAAGAAGGACCGAUUACGUUCUUUAUGCAUCCAAUCGAAGGAAUUGCUUCCCCAUUAUCACGUGUCGCCUCCAAGUGCAACUUCCCAGCUUAUUGUCUCCAAUUUACUCGAAACGUUCCCAACGACAGCAUUGAAACAGUAGCAGGAAUUUACAUAAAAGAAAUGAGAAGAAUACAACCAGUAGGACCCUAUAGAAUAAUUGGGUAUUCGUAUGGGGCUUGUAUUGGCUUUGAAAUUGCUACGCAACUUCAACAAAGUGAUGGAAUUGAUAGUGUUGAAAAAUUAAUUUUAUUGGAUGGUUCACAUCUUUAUAUGCAGACUUAUAGAAAUGUCUACCGCCGUGCUUUUAAUGUUACUGGAGACACACUCGUAAACAAUCCAUUAUUUGAAUCAGAAAUUAUGUGCGCAAUGACUUUACGUUUUGCUAAUGUUGACUACAAAAAAUUCCGUGUUGAAUUGAUCCAAUUAAGCACAUUUAGAGAACGUCUCCAAAAAGUUGUUGAUACUGUGAUGAAUACUGGACUGUUCCAAAUGCCUGAUACUGUUGCUUUUGCAUGUGAAGCUAUGCGAUAUAAAUUUUUGAUGGCUGAUAAGUACAAGCCAAAAGAAAAAUUCAAAGGCCACAUAACGCUAAUUAGAGCUGAACAAGGCGCAGCUCGAGAAGAAGAUGUAGGAAAAGACUAUGGAAUUAGCCAGGUCUCUGAAUCUUCAAAUGUUUAUUUGGUUAGUGGUGAUCACGAUUCAAUUGUUCAAGGAAGAAAACAUGUUGACACAGCAGCCAUCAUAAAUGCUGUAAUUCUUGAUCAACCUAUCCCCGAUCCACUUCCAUCGGUUUCAUCAUCAAAGGAACAAAGAGGAACAAGAAAAUCGGCAAAUAAAUGAGGAGGAGAAGUAGGAGGUUUAUUUUCAAAUAAGUAGAGCAACGAAAUUUAAAAAAUAAAAUUAAAGUCAAAAUUUUGAAAAAAAUGCCAUUUUAGAAUUUAAAAAUCCUUCCUUUCCAAUUUUCAAUUUUAUUUUAAAUUUUUUUCCAAAAUUUUGUUUUUCCCUAUUUUCUAAAUAUUUUCCAAAAAAAGAACAGGAUUUUGUGCAUUUUCUUGCCAAGAUUUUGAAAAGGCUAGGGAUUUUUAAGAACUCCAAUUUCGAUGACUCAAAGAAGAAUUCGUGUUUUUUGCUUUACCACUAAUUCCCCUCUUACCUAAUUAUUAUAUUAAUAAUUAUAAAUAUUUUUUUUUAAAUAAUCACCCCACCGCCAAACAAUUUUUUCCCUAAUUUUUAAAUAAUAAUUUUUUGUAAAAUCGUCUUCAUUUUUUCUUGUUGCCUUAAAAUUUUUGUAAAAUAGAGCCUUGAAAAAAUUUAUUUUUCUGAGAGAAAAUUUU